Molecule: messenger RNA, 1539 nt
Organism: Dermacentor andersoni
Lineage: Eukaryota; Metazoa; Arthropoda; Arachnida; Ixodida; Ixodidae
Product: folate receptor gamma-like
Cellular component (GO): external side of plasma membrane
Molecular function (GO): signaling receptor activity
Source: RefSeq, a predicted model, not a curated record
GGUCAAGCGGUUUCGUCUGAUCAAGAAAACACGCUAUCAACGGACGCGUUGAAAUUAUACGCCAGUCAUUAUGUUGAGAGGCGCGCUGAUCGUACACUCGCUAAACGCCUACAGCCAAACCGCCCUAACCCUUAGGCCUUGAAUCUCACGCGCAUCGAAGAUCUCGAAGCCAGUCUACUUUUCACAACAACAUUCGCCCGGAACGCGAAGGAGACGCCGAAACACGGCCCACAUUUUCUGUCGAAGUAUUUAUACAGGUAGCAGCUAGCAGUCAAACUUGUUUUGAGGCUCACUGAUAAAAGUGCUGCGGCAGCGUUCACGCAGCGAUGGAAGUUCGCGUCAUUUCGAGAGUGCUGCUCGUCGCCCUGUUGGACCACUGCUUGUCGGCAAGUGCAGAUGUAUCGGCAUGCCUGGAUGCUCGAAACCACAAGAACGAGCCCGGCCCGGAAUCGAGCCUUUACGGUCACUGCACGCCAUGGAAGGACCGCGCAUGUUGCACAGAGCAGACGACGCACGACGUGCACCACAAGGACAUGUACAGCAUGUCGCUGGACUUCUGCGAAGAGCAGACCGGCCGCAAAAUGUCCCCCGCCUGCCGGGAGCACUUCCACAAGGACCUCUGCUUCUACGAGUGCGAACCCAACAUCGGGCCCUGGAUCGUCAAGGUGAACCGCAAGAUAGGCAAGGAGCGCUUCUUCGAGGUGCCGCUGUGCUACAGUGACUGCCUCGCCUGGUGGAACGACUGCAGGAACGAUUACGCCUGCACCCCGAACUGGCCGAGGGGAUUCGUGUUUUACGGAGGGAGCAACCAUUGCCCCAAGGCAGCGACGUGCGUCACCUUCGAGAAGAUGUACUCGGGCCCGGCCGACUUCUGCAGCAAGGUUUGGGACCACUCGUGGAAAGUGGUGCCGGAUGACACGCCCUGCAUGCACAUGUGGUUCAACGACACCAACGGCGGGAACCCCAACAGAGCCACUGCCGAGUACUACUACCGACUGCCGAAGCCGACCGAGUACCCCAGGUCUGCCGCCCACGUCGUGUCCUCAGCGGCCGCUCAGUUCUUGCUGCUGGCAACUUCGACAGCUGUCGUCGCACUGAGCGCUGUGUUUCGAAGUUGUUGAGUGAAUGCGGCCCCUCCAUCGCCACUCUGGCACGCGUGUGCGCGCGUCAAGCCUGCAGGACUGGGUCACAAAUUGACGUGCCAAUCAAUCCACGACAUAUGCCCGAAAAACGCCACAGAUGCAGGGCUGAAAACGAGUGAGCAUCAACUAAAGCAGGAGGAUCAUCGAUCGAUGUGCUUAGAAGAGCUUGGGCGGAAAUGCGAAAGGCAUUUCCUGCUGGCACAACGACGCUGACAGUUGAGUAGAAACAAGCGUGGCCUUUUCAUUGAUAGUGUUGUGUGCGGCUAACCAUAUUACCUGUCACUUUUACUGCCUUGGAAUGUUCUUUGCCCUGAAGUUAGUGCAGUUCCAUGUUUUUGCUACUUCUGCGAAGGCAGCUAAUUUUAGGUUCAAUAAAGGUUUUGAACGGCUACUGAAA